Messenger RNA from Cantharellus anzutake, 3054 nucleotides. RefSeq lists its product as uncharacterized. Bases 1 to 3054 code for a protein of 1017 amino acids. NCBI's taxonomy places the organism in Eukaryota, Fungi, Basidiomycota, Agaricomycetes, Cantharellales, Hydnaceae. The record is from RefSeq and is a predicted model, not a curated record. The transcript has 5 exons.
AUGUACUCCAAUUACAAAAAGUCAGCAAAGCGUCGAGUUCGGGAUGCUCUCAAGCGUGAACAGAAAUCGGGUAUCGUGAGGACGACCCCAGUCAGCAGUAUCCCCUGCAUCCAAGCAUACGAGGAAUUCCAGAGGCAAAAGUUCAAAUUGGCCCCAUUACACGAUGCCCCCACUUCAUCUCAGGGUCCUUCAGCCGCAAAUCCUAGUUCCCCUCCCCACACCUCACCUCAUCCUAUGGACGAAUAUAUAUCUGAGUCUCUUCACGUCAUUUCCGGCAAGGAAAAGACAUGUGAGCCAGCCCCCCCACCGUUACCCCUUGAUAUCAUGUCUAAGCAUGCCAUGCGACGCAACCAUCAGAGGACGCGGUGGCACGUAGAUGUCCUGCCGCGUCUGAUACGACCGUAUAUGAAGUGGAUGCGGGAACGUUCUGCUUCAUCAGAACGAAGUGAACCCCAUCAGCACUGUGAUUGUGCCGGCCCUCACCGAGUGGAUGACGUGCUCUGCGUCUACAUGUCACGGCUUGAGAAGCGGCAGAUAAGGCAUUGUGAAGAGCAAACACUCACUGUGCAGCUCGUCGAAUGCGGCUUGUUUCCCUGUGCCCCAGUCCGACCCAAACUUGCUGUGAGCAUGGUAAUGCUUGACUGGGCCUCUACGCUGUUCUUACACAUGGCACCGAACAUACGGGUGUGGACAACAACUGCCGAAAUUAUGCUUCAGCGUGAAGGGCAUCAUUUCGAGACUGCGAGUUCAUUUCGUCGUCGCUUUAGCAACUCCCUUGUGCACUAUCAAUUGCUCAUCAGACUCGUCGAUGCAGAGAUGGACCGCAUGGCAAGCGCCAUCCCCAUUCCACCUCGUCUUCUGCCUGGCCACCUCCGCGAACCAUCCUCGCCACCUUCAGUCUCAAAUUGCCUUCUGGAAUCAGACAUGGAUGUCGAUCCUUCCCAUCCAGAUCCCAAGAUCCCAUCAGAUUUAACGUCCAGCAUACCCAGCGUUCUUCAAGCUCCGACCGUUCAUGUAAAUUUGGAUGAGAACACUUCGAUCGAUGCUGACUACCUCCGGGGAAGGUGUCCAUGUUGUUUCGGCUCUACAUCUAGUCCCACGUCCGAGUUGUCAGCAGAUUGCAUCGUUUCGUUCGAUGCAAAUUUUCAGCUGAAGAGGAUCAAAGACUAUGAUAGGAGGCCCCAGUACCGCAGAUUGAACAAGAUUGGUUCUCAGGAUCCCAAAAUGACGUCACCUCAAACAAUUGAGGUUCCCCGCGGUUAUGCUGAGAUGUGGCAGAGCAAGGUUGCUGAAAUAUGUGAACCCAAACGGAAUUUUCGGGCUUCGAAAGGCAAAGGAAACAUGGGUAGCGGCAAGGACGAUCUUUCCAAGCAAAACCAUGUCACCCCAGGGCUCAACCUGACAGAGAGCACGUAUGAUGGCUGUGAAGGCUCGUUCACGGCUGCCGACAGGGAGCGCCAGAAGGCAUCCAAGAAGUACUUCGACGAAACGGGCAUUAUGUCUGCUGUCUGUCGUCACGGCAUACCGUUAUUCUACGUCAGCGUUUGGACUCCAGGGGAACAACAGUUCUACAUACUUUCAUUACUCGGGAAGCUUAUAGAGCAUCUCCCUUCGUCGUGGACCAUCGGGUGCCUGUAUGACAUUGGUUGCCAGACUGAUCGUGCGCUUCACAAGUGGAACAUUGCACCUGAGUGGCGGUCACGUCUGGUGUGGGGCGUCUCUAUCUUUCACGCCUAUGGACAUCAAUGGGCUUGUCAGCUAUGGUAUCACCCUCGGAAGGAUCGUGUCUGGGGUCUUUCGGAUGGUGAAGUGUGUGAGCGUUUUUGGAGUGAACUGCGACAGCUCAUACCAAGUCUUCGGGUUGCGGGGUACCACCGUCGUCUCUUUGUGCUUGACAUGCAGAUGAGCCAUAUCACUGAUACGAAGUGCCUGGAUUUGGGGAAUUGGUUGCACCAUCACAUCACAAAUGCCAAGAAACGUCUCGAGUCGGCUCAACAGGCCCUCAAGGAGCAGAAUGUGGAUGACAUGCUGGAACAUUUCAAGGCACAGCGUCAGUAUCACUCGAAGCCUCAAGCUCGGCAAACCAAGACUCCCGUCCGCACCAAGAUCGAGGCCAUCAUGGGCUGGAAGGCAACCAUUGAGAGUUCUAGGUCACUUCUAGAAGACUUGAGGUGCAAUAUGCCUACCGGCUCUGAUUCAGUGGCGGAACUCCUCCUGGCAGAUUGGCAGGAACGCGUUGAUGUCCUUGACAGCAGCAUCGCGAGGCUGAGGAGUUCUGUAGAGAAGGCCACGAAGGAGUUGCAGGCUAAGGAUGAUACACAUGAGGAACUCAAGAAGGCAGAGAAGGAUGUAUGGGCAAAUGGCUUUUUGAACCUUCGUGUGCUGCGUGAUCAGUUACUCCGCAAAUUACUCGCUGACCAGAGUUUACGAGAUCAUGUGGACAAAGCAGUCUCUCGUCGUUCGGCUGGAGUUGAUGCCACUCUGAAGAAGUAUAACGAUAAGAUCUUACAAUUGGCUGAGAUGAGAGGGAGAAAUGGGGUUGCUGAAGAUGCAUGGCUUCCCUCACCGCUCAGAAAGGAGGGUCUCUAUAAGUUGGAUGUAGAUCAAGAUAUAUGGCAAGAUUGUGAUCCUUCACAGUUCGAAGAGCUACCGGCAUGGCUCGCUGAUCCAUGUGUAAAGGAAGAUGCGAGGCUGAACAUGCCAAUCUCCGUCAAUGGAUAUGGGAGGAGAGUUACUGAGCCGCUUCAUAAGCUACAAAAUCGCUGGGAAGGAAGUACCAAAACUUUCGAGAUCUCCGCUGGUACAAAAGAUUGGGCUCCCAAUGACCCUCCACCCUCUCUUCACGCGUUCCAUAGUCUGCCCGAAGUUCAGGCUCUUGCUAAACAUCAUAACCCAAACCAUUCACCCCCAGUCCACAGGGUGCCUGACGAUGGUUCUGUCAGGUCCGACAGCGACGAGAGUGAUAUGUUUGAAUUGAAUGGUUCAGAGGAAGAAGAUGAAAUGCUUGCACGGUUAAUAGAGGCAGCUGAGGCAGGUGGCGCAUCUCUAGAUUAG